GUUGGACUGAUGGGUGGGAUGGAUUCCUUUUUUAUUCCUCACAGUAGCUUCUACACGAUGGAUAUAGGAAUUGAUGGUGAAGUGUCCCUCCCUGUACCUGGUCCCACCCUACCUUGGUCCUCCGCGGGCUCAAUAGGCGUGGCAUUUCAGGGCAAACCCACGCUAGUGGGCGGGUUUAGUUUAGCAGGAUACAAGCAUGGAAUUACAAACUUGGAAAAGGAUUCUUGGUUUACUUGGAGUUCAGACAUUUCAAGCUCAAGAGUUUCUGGAUUAGCUGUAGCAUUACCAGACGAUAUAUUCAUGUACUGUUAGUUGUACUUAUACAAGACGUUAAUUCUGUACUGCUUGAUGUACUUGUACUAGACGAUAUAUGUCUGUACUGAUGGCUGUACUAAGUACUUGUACCAGAGUAAAUUUCCCUGUACUUCGUGAUGGUGAAUAACUUGGUUCGUUUUUCAUAAACUUUUAAGGUUUUUGGUUUUAAGAGAUACCGCACAAAUACUGUGAAAUUGUUAAGAUUCAAACAUUUAAAAAGUGUAUUUUGAAAAAACAGAACAAUUGAUCAAUUUUUAUCCUCAGAAAAAUUAUAAGAAAAAAACGAACUUUUGGUUCGUUUCCAUGCAUUUAUCUUCUCUCAGCGCCAAAAUUUGUCAUAAUGGAAAGCAAAUGUUUAGAAUGAACAAUUUUGAAAUGGGAAAAACUAAACAAAUACUAAUAAAAACGAAGCAAGCUAUUGCCCAUUCAGUAGUACAGGCUGUACUCUUAGCUGCACUUGUACAUAGACAUUAAACAGGCAUUAACUGAAGAAAAAAAACCAUUAACGAUCGGUUAAUUUUUGUGAAUAGAAAUUCUUCUGUUAAUGGAAAUAUCUGUUGUCAGAUUCUAAAUACAAUAAAUGGCUGUAGACGUAAUUUCAAUUUACUCUUCAUACGUAGAGUGACAUGUCCGAUUCACAAAGGUAUUUUUAAAAGCUUUGUCGGAUCAAAAAUAAACAGAUCUCCUUAUUUUUCUCCUUAAAUAUUGAUUGUUUUUAAUUGUGGCCUCUCUAUCAAAAAAGGUUCUCUGAUUUUCGCUGCAGACACAAUGGAGUAAAUUGUUAAAAAUAAACAGUUUUUAAACAAGAAAACGAGGAUAUUUUUCACAUUAUUGAUCAGAUAAAAGUCUUGAGGAUACCGUUGUGAAUCGUGCAUGACACUAUGUAGAUGGAGGGGUAACAUUACCUCUUCAAGGGACUGUGGAGUCAAGAAGUCAAUUUAAGGGGCUCUCCAUUCAACAUUAAAAGAGUGCCAUGUUGAAAUCACAACAAUAUCUUUUAAACCGUUGUCUUAGCAAAAACGAUGGGAAAAUUGAUAUAUGAUUGCAGAGGCCGAAUUUAAAGAAUUUGAGCCGGGGCUUAAAUUCGGUUGGGCCCACUUAAAAAUAUUCAAUUUAAGCCGGCGUUUAAUUGAAACCGGUUUUGGGGGAUUUGAGACGCGGCGGAAAUUCAUUAAAUUCGGACACAGUUCUAAAGAAAUUGACUUGCGGAUUUACUCUACUGGAGAGAAAGAAAUAUAUUGUUUGAAUUCAACACUUUACCUAAUAGAAAAACGACAAUAUCUUACUAAUUGAUGAUCAGAUAAAGGUUUAAAGGGCACCGUUUGGACGUGUUAUUCUAUAAAAAAGGGUAACUUGAAAUUCCGCCUAUAAUAUUAAUAGUCCCUUUACUUUAAACAUGUGAUUACUGAAAACUGAUUAUUAUGAAAUAAAUCAUGUAUCCUUGUA
Eurytemora carolleeae is the source of this 1761-nucleotide messenger RNA. RefSeq lists its product as uncharacterized. NCBI's taxonomy places the organism in Eukaryota, Metazoa, Arthropoda, Copepoda, Calanoida, Temoridae. The record is from RefSeq and is a predicted model, not a curated record. Gene Ontology annotation, molecular function: protein binding.